Molecule: messenger RNA, 1736 nt
Organism: Sitodiplosis mosellana (orange wheat blossom midge)
Lineage: Eukaryota; Metazoa; Arthropoda; Insecta; Diptera; Cecidomyiidae
Exons: 3
Coding region: 353-1360 (335 amino acids)
Source: RefSeq, a predicted model, not a curated record
UAGAAACCGUCGAGCGCAGCGUACAAUGAUAAUGAUGAUCGUAGUGUGUCUUUGUUUGUUUCGUUCGAUUGUAUGAAAUAUUUAUAUAUACAUCAUCGAUGUGCGCGAGGCAUUUCCCAAUUGUGAGUGAAUCAAUGUGAAUUGUUUUUGUUGUUUGUCGCUGAUGUUUUUGGUUUGAGACUGCAACACGCCGAAAAUAGACACUGAAUUUUCUCAAUUGCUGCUCACGACAAACGGUGCUUCAGAAUGUUAUAAUCUGGAAAUAUAGGCGUGUAUAAGUGUCUCAUCGAUAUCGGUAUUUGGAGACACAUCCGUUGAACGACAAGAAAAUCAAUCAAACUCAAUUGAGGAAAUGGCAACUCAAAUGCAACAAAAAGUUAAAGAAUAUUUCGGCUCGUUGAAUCCACUGGCCGAGAAGAUAAGUAGUGACAUUACGGAUAUCGUCGAUGCAUACUCCAACCUUUGGACUAGCUUCAGCAAUGACGAACAAAAUGAAUUAGUGGAUGUGACACUGAUUAAACCGAACCUGAUUCUGAAGUAUGUGGACGAUAUGAAGAAUGAACGGAAUUUGAAGAAACGUCGCUCGUCGGCAAUGCUCAGCAAAGAUGAUGCUACAAUCAUUACGGACACUGACAGUAAUAAUGAUCGUCUGUCACUCUCUUCGUCCAAUUCGACGUCGUAUCGAUCCAACGAUUUUAGCCACAUUUAUCUGUACAAUGGCAAAGAUUUAUGCACAUACAGCCAAAUGAUUACGGCAUUACGGUAUAAUCAGGAUGAUUUGUGUGGCAUUUAUCGAGACGAACACUCCGAACCAUUCAAUCAGAAAACAAAGAGCCAAAUGAAUUUGAAUUUUGGCAAUACGGCCGAUGCGAAUGCCAAACUUGUACGUGCUCAGAAGAAAUUCCCAGAAAUUAAACUACCGUUUGUUAAUGGGCUGGAUGCCAUUGAUGGAGUCAUUAAGAAAAACGCCGGUGGCGCCGGCAUCGAUCAUGUGCCUGAACUUCGAGCCAAAUUAGCUAGUCUCAACACAAACAAUACACUUGAACACGGUCAAGAUGGAAGCGUGGUGCGAAAGAGUUUCAUGACCCGAUUGUUUAGCGGUAAAAGCAGUACGAUGCCUGUGAGUGUUCCUAGUCUAAAAUCGAAAGUGCCGCUUGAUUCAUUGUCAGGCAUUAAUUUGGGCAUUGAAUCGGCAAAAAAUUUCGAUUCAAUGUCAACGAAGAGUGCUGGCUCAUCCAAACCGGACGAAAUCACUGAUAUGAGUCGACUCAUCAGCCGCAACAACAAUGACGAUGAUGAUGAUGAUUUAAACGAUAUUCUAAACCAAUCGGCCGAUUACGACUUUUUGAACAAUUGGUAAAAUACAUACACAGUUCCAUUUUAUGAACACUAGAAACACGAAAUUCACGGAAUUUCAUAUCACACAUACACCGAGUGUAUGGAACACACACAUUGGAAGAGUUUCACUCUCGAACUACUGUCGAGAUUUAUUUUCUAAGCAAAUAACAUAUUACCAAAACAAAUGGGCCACCACAAAAUGGUGUUUUGAAAUACGGAAAUUCCAAAGACCAUUCUAAGUAAACACAAUAAAUGUGCAAAGCGAUUUUCGAAAACAAACAACAAUAAAUAAUUACGUUUGUACGUGAAAUUUUGUAUUUUUUACAAAAAAAAAACAUAAGUCAUUUAUUAUCGAAAUAAAGAAAUAUACACCCGAUUAUUAUGAAACAUUUACGAUG